Molecule: messenger RNA, 1980 nt
Organism: Sesamum indicum (sesame)
Lineage: Eukaryota; Viridiplantae; Streptophyta; Magnoliopsida; Lamiales; Pedaliaceae
Product: glycosyltransferase family 92 protein Os08g0121900
Cellular component (GO): cytoplasm
Molecular function (GO): glycosyltransferase activity
Source: RefSeq, a predicted model, not a curated record
UUCUUUCCCUCUUCCCUUGUCUUCUCUUCUCUUCUCUUCUCUUCAUGGCUUGUCAGGUCCGUACACCCUUCCUAUACGUCGUCGCUUCAAUUGCCUUUUGCCUUGUCUUCUACCACCACUACCUCCGCCACGCCAUCGCCUCCUCCUCCCUCCAGCUCUCCCCCUCCGCCACCUCCAAUUAUGUAAUCACCCACACCCUCACCACCCCAUCCAUCGCCGUCGCCCCCGCUCCCGCUCCCGCUCCCAGUUAUGCUAUUAGAGAGAACCUCCCCGCCGCCGCCCCCCCUAAUUAUGCUAUCAUUGACAACCUGACAGCCGUUCAUUACGUAAAUUCCCCACCCCCUUUGCCACCAUCUCCAAUCUCCACCACCUCGAUUCUCCUGCCGGGCUGGGAGGUUUUCGUCAUUGUCCCCCGGAGGGAAAAUUCAUCAGAUCCCAAUGGUGAUUUCUGUGUCUUCGAAAACAAUGAGGUAUCUCCGGCGAAAUAUUUCGGCCGGUUGCCUUUUCCUGAUCGAGCGACUUUUAUUUGCCCUCUCCCGCUGCAUGCUCGACGGAGGCUUCCAUUCAAGCAACCGCUGUUGACAAAGUCGCCGAUGCAUCCGCCGGAGACAAACGGCUUCUCAUGGCCGCUGCUCUCGCAGUGGUCCCAUCUGGUGUACGAUUCGCUGACCACCAACGACGACGUCGUAUUAUUCGUCAAGGGCGUCAACAUUCACCAGGGAACCAACCGGAAGCCGAGCGAACUCCGGUGUGUGUUUGGCGACGACGCCUCUAACGGCGUUAGGACAGCCGUCACUACCUCCAUGCAGGAGGUCUUCCGCUGUCCUCGGCCCGAACAAACUGCGGUACCCCCAGUCGGCGGCGAAGCGGAGCCAAUCAAAGUCUCCUUAGAAAUCGUCACGGAAAACAAGGUGGUUCCAUCCGUAGCCUACUACACACCCCCGCGCAGGUUAGAAUCCAAGAAAGGUAAAUCCCUACUGUGCGCCAACACCAUGGUUAACAAUGUGGCCAAGUUCUUGAGGGAAUGGGUCAUUUACCAUUCCAAAAUAGGGGUUGAGAAAUUCUUGCUAUAUGAUAAUGGAAGUGAUGAUGAUUUGCAACAAGUUGUGGAGGAGCUUGUAAAAGAGGGUUUUGAUAUCAUAACUUAUUUUUGGGCAUGGCCAAAAACACAAGAGGCUGGUUUUUCACAUGCUGCCAUUUAUGCUAAAGAAGUUUGUACAUGGAUCAUAUACAUCGAUGUCGAUGAAUUCGUGUACAGGUCAUCGUGGGAUAACUUGCCAAAACCCUCGACAUCCUUGUUACAAUCACUACUAGCAAGAAAUUCUUCGAAACUAGGGCAACUCAGCAUCAAUUGUCGUGAAUUUGGUCCGUCCGAGCAAAGGGUUCAUCCGGUGAUGGGUGUGACACAGGGGUACCAUUGUAGGCGAAGACACCACAACCGGCAUAAGUCCAUAGUGCUAUUGGAUGCAAUCGACGAUUCAUUACUUAAUGUGGUGCAUCACUUUAGGUUGAGGCGGGGCUACAAGACCAAGAGAUUUGUUAGCAACCAUAUCGUGGUGAAUCACUACAAGUAUCAAGCGUGGCCGGAGUUUAGGGCUAAGUUUAGGAGGCGCGUAUCGGCUUAUGUCCUCGACUGGACUCAAAAGUUGAACCCUAAGUCCCAUGAUCGGGCGCCCGGACUAGGGUUUUCAGCAGUUGAGCCGGAUGGGUGGGCUCAGAAGUUCUGUGAGGUACAUGAUCAUGGAUUGAAGGACUUGGCAAGGAAGUGGUUCGGAAUGGAAUCGGGAUCGGGUUACAAAAUGGCUUGGCAAAGAUGAUAAUUCUUUUGAAACCCUAGGGAUUGCACAUAUAUAUACAUACAAUUAUUAAUUUGUGUGAUUCAGUAUUGAUUGUUAUAUAUAUUGGUUGAUGAGAGGGUUGUGAUGGUAGGGGAACAGAAGUGGUUAUAUAUUGACAUAGAUUACGGAUGUACAAAUGAUA